Molecule: messenger RNA, 2408 nt
Organism: Trifolium pratense (red clover)
Lineage: Eukaryota; Viridiplantae; Streptophyta; Magnoliopsida; Fabales; Fabaceae
Exons: 4
Coding region: 190-1506 (438 amino acids)
Molecular function (GO): nucleic acid binding
Source: RefSeq, a predicted model, not a curated record
ACUUUAAAUUACCACCCUUUAUGAUAGAAACUGAAUUCUUGAUAUUUUCGGCGAAGCUCAGCACUUUGCCCUAAAUUCCAAAACUGAAACUGUGAACUCAAACCCCACCUCAUCAUAUUUCCCGCAAUGAAUACUUCCAUGCUCUAACCCUACAAGAUUCUCUUUUUCUUCACUUCCAAUUUUUUCUAAAUGGCUUCUUCCGAUGAACUCAGACUCUCGCCGUCGUCGUUGCCGGUCGCCGAUUUGACCGACUCCAUCAACCGAUUGAACUUGAUUCCCUCAUCCGACAAAGAUUCCGACGAUGCUCCGCUACUUUCUCCUCCCUCAUCCAGUGGCGGUUACAACAAUGUCUCCGAUGAUGUCAUCAAUCAGGUUGAUCAGUUUCUUCGCGAUGCAAUUCAGAACCCUCGCGAACGACUUUCCAUUUUACGGAUGGAGCAGGAUGUUGUGAAGUUCAUUAAUGAUCCUAAUCAACAUCAGCUUGAAUUUCAGCAACUGCCGACUUCGUAUUUACGGUUGGCUGCACAUCGCGUGGCUCAGCAUUAUUCGUUGCAGUCGAUGGUUUUACUGGAUGGUAGUUUACCGGAUGGUUCUGGGUCGAGAAUUAUUGUCCAUAAGACUUCUGGAUGUAAGCCGCCUCUUAUUCGCCUUGCAGAUAUCCCUUUAAAGUUACCGUCAGAAGACAAUGCUGUUAAGAAGGUUGCAAUUAAGCAGAGGCCACAAAAGCAGUCACUAGUUGACAGUGAUGCAAAUUCGAACUCGGUUAAGAAUCGGAACUCUAAAAGUGUGGAAGAGAGAACGGAAGAGUAUAGUAAGGCUCGUGCUAGGAUCUUUAGUUCAAGUGAUGAUGGUGGUUCUUUGGGUGGAAAGCCAGAAUGUGAGUCAAGAAAGGAAGAGAACUCUUUACUUGGUUCCUUGGAUGUUUCUAGGGUUGAAGAUAAAUCUGAUGCUGUGUGUGAUGUCAGUUCCAGUAGGGCUAGAAGUAGGAUAGAGACGGAAUCAGUUGGUAGGCAAAUGCAAAGUAGUAGGGUGGCUAUAUUCCGGGACCGUGAAGUUGACCGCAAGGAUCCUGAUUAUGACAGGAGCUAUGAAAGGUUUGUGCAAAGAUUUGACCCUGGACAUGGGUUCAAUGGAGGAUCACACACCAUGCAGCCCAUGUAUACAGCUGUAUCAAACUACCACCCUGAGUUUCCACAGCUUGGAUCCACUCAUGGACCGCAGCUUUCUCCUGCACACCAUCCACAACCUCUUCUCCAGCACAUACCUGGGCCAUGGGCUCCACCAGCACCAGCUGGAAUAGGAUAUGGAUAUCCAGAGACAAUGGUACCAUUUAAUCCUAGACAAGUUAGUGCAUGCUCUGCACCAACAUUGUAUUUGCAUUCAUCUCAGUAUUCUUGUCACUGUCAUGGAAUGCCUUUUAUUCCCUAUGAACCUCUUCAUCAACCAUUUGCACAGUUUCAUCGACCACCACCUGAUGCAAGUUUUGGAAUGGUUUGGCCCUGGUGAAGGGCAUGGGUCGUGCCUGCAACUGAUCAGCCUGAGGCAUAUGAUGUAAGCUGGCGGGUUGCUGCAGCUUCAAAACUUUCUGUUUGCUGAUUUCAGUGCAGGCAUGUUGGCUGAGUUUGGCUGGAAUGGAUUUGUAUAUUCCCGUCUUAAGACAAUUUUUUAUCCAUUCCUCCAUUCUUGGUCUUGCAAGGAUGCUUAUUGCAUCUUCCAUGUCCCUUGUAGACAUGUGUGAUGAUUACUGCGAGUCAAGUCAGGACUUAUCCAGAGCGGAAUAAGUGUGUGCUUGACUUGGGUGAAGGUAUGCUUUGCUUGACCUAUACUGUUGAAUACAGUUGUUCUUGUAACUUGUCUGAGCAUUCGUUUCCUACUUGUAGUAGUUCAUCAUUUUCAUUCGUAUAUUCAAAUACCAUAUCGCCAAAGUUCUUUUGUUAGUUAAUUUGCUCUUAUACCUUGUCUUGUGAAUUUUUAUAAAUAUGAUGGAAAACAAUUUUUACACUAGCUAGGUUAUGUAAAUGAAGCUUUGUUCAGGCUACCUUUUAAAUAAUGAGUACAAAUGUUUUAUAUACUUUCUUGUUUUUGAUACAGCUCCUUUAAGAGCUCAAGGGGUUACCGUGAAAGAGCUUGACAUGACAUCCUUCCGAUUGCUGGAAUUUUGUUGUCGAGAUUCAACUGGAAUUUCUCAAGCUCUAAUCAUGCAUGUACACCAUUGCACACCACAUUUUGUGUAUAUCAACUUAUAUACUUGGCAACCACUAUUUUUCUGCCCAAAUUUCGUUACUAUUUAUCUAUUAGCUACUUGACAUAUCUUAGACAAGUGCUACAAGACCUCUUUUGUGUGGUUGAUGUCAGGGUUGGUUUGAUUUGGUUUUAAGCAAAAAAGUUCAAUAGCGGGUUGGUUUGAA